Molecule: messenger RNA, 522 nt
Organism: Zychaea mexicana
Lineage: Eukaryota; Fungi; Mucoromycota; Mucoromycetes; Mucorales; Lichtheimiaceae
Exons: 2
Coding region: 34-294 (86 amino acids)
Source: RefSeq, a predicted model, not a curated record
UACACGUCCAUGACCAAGAGUUGAUAUGGAAAAAUGGGAGAUAUGGCUAUGCCUUUAUCGUGUACGUUUAUACUUUCAAUGAUGCUGACUGUUGUUACAGCAGGUUUCGACUUCCGGCUCUUCGCAGCAACGUUCUUCUUGACACGCUCCCGGUCUUUACCCCAUCUCGCGACAUUGGUGGCCUUGGGAGUAUUUGUAUCCUUAUUCAGCGCCUCCAAGGUCUUACGCUGCUUAGCCUCGUCGUACGUCGUGUUACCGGUAUAUCAUUUGUAUUUGGCGCAGUUUCCAAGUUGAUGACGAUCGCAUUGAGGGACUUGUAGUCGUUGCCUCCAGUCGCAGUUGUUGAGAUAAUUUCUUGUUGCUUUGACACAGAGGUUGCUGCGAAACUGUGGAACUGCCGGAACUGCGGAACAUUGUUCCGCAGUUUUGACCAUAAAGCCUAGUUUGGUGUAGGUGGCUUGUAGGCACGAUCUGUGCUGAAAAAAGCGGGCGGGCCGUAUAAAAACACACCUCCUUUUGUCU